Molecule: messenger RNA, 2368 nt
Organism: Trichomycterus rosablanca
Lineage: Eukaryota; Metazoa; Chordata; Actinopteri; Siluriformes; Trichomycteridae
Gene: poglut1
Product: protein O-glucosyltransferase 1
Exons: 11
Coding region: 1-1170 (389 amino acids)
Biological process (GO): positive regulation of Notch signaling pathway; protein O-linked glycosylation
Cellular component (GO): endomembrane system
Molecular function (GO): UDP-glucosyltransferase activity; UDP-xylosyltransferase activity
Source: RefSeq, a predicted model, not a curated record
AUGGAGCUGCUCUUCAUGUUCUUGCCGCUUUUCCUUUUCUUUCUCAAUAAACCGGAGUUUAGCCUCGCUGAUGAAGGAUCACCAUGGCAGAAAUAUUUAACCACAAUUUCAGAGUCUGUUCAGAAUUAUCAACCUUGCAGACAGGAGAACUGCAGCUGCCACAUCAGUGUCCUAAAGGAUGACCUAAAGCCUUUUGGAGAGGGUAUCUCAAAGGAUCUGAUGUUGGAUACUAUUCGGCGUGGUGUUGGCACACAUUACCAGAUCAUCAAACACAAACUCUACAGAGAACCAGAAUGCAUGUUCCCAGCAAGGUGCAGUGGAGUGGAGCAUUUUAUUCUGAAAGUGAUUGAUAGGUUACCUGACAUGGACUUAGUGAUCAACGUGCGAGACUAUCCACAAGUGCCUAUGUGGGUUCAGCCGGCACUGCCUGUACUUUCCUUUAGCAAGACACCAGAUUAUCAGGACAUCAUGUAUCCUGCAUGGACGUUUUGGGAAGGAGGGCCUGCAGUUUGGCCCAUUUACCCUACAGGACUGGGUCGCUGGGACCUGAUGAGAGAAGAUCUGAAAAAAUCAGCAGCUCGGUGGCCUUGGAAAAAGAAAAAUCCCAAAGCCUUUUUCAGAGGCUCCAGGACCAGUCCAGAAAGAGAUCCUUUAAUCCUGCUCUCCAGAGAAGAUCCAAACCUGGUUGAUGCUGAGUACACCAAGAACCAGGCUUGGAAGUCUGAGAAGGACACUCUGGGAAAACCUCCAGCCACAGAAAUUCCUCUGGUUGACCACUGUGAAUACAAAUACCUUUUUAAUUUUCGAGGGGUAGCAGCCAGCUUCCGCUUCAAGCACCUUUUUCUCUGUGGCUCUCUGGUGUUCCAUGUAGGGGAAGAGUGGUUGGAGUUUUUCUAUGCACAGCUUAAACCCUGGGUUCACUAUAUUCCAGUCAAACAGGACCUCUCUGACCUCAGGGAGCUGCUGCAGUUUGUCAAGGAAAAUGACAAAGUUGCAGAAGCAAUAGCAAUGAGGGGUCAGAAGUUUAUUGAGGAUCACCUGCGCAUGGAAGACGUGUCGUGCUACUGGGAGACGCUGCUCACUGACUUUAGCGAACUGCUCAAGUACAAGCCCAAACGCAAAUCCAGCUACAACCAGAUCACACGCAAACCUAACCGGUCUGAACUCUGACCUGCAGCUGCAUUACACUCUUUACAGUAAUGAUUUUAACUUGUCAAAGGCAAGACAGCUGUAGUAAGAACCACAGCCUUCUUCAAAAAAAUGAAUACUGAAAAUGGUUGUAUUUACAUUUCUUUAGUGGUAACUGGCCUAGAAGUUGAAAUUUACAUACAGAAUAAAUUCAGCAUUUUUGAUAGGAACAUUUUGGUUCCAUAACGUACAUACUACACACACUACAGCAGCUUUUCUCAGCCAUUUAUAACCCUGUUUUUUGCAACAACAUGUAAAUGCAGGUUUACAGGAUCAGCUGUAUAGAAAAACGCUGGCAAUCAUCCUUCCGAGCUCUGGUGUAAAUGUAUUGUUUUUUUAUUUUUUGUAUGUCACAUUGUUAGUCAAGGGUAAAACUCUUAAGAUGACCUUGAGUUUUCGUUUUCUCUCCCUAAUUUUAACUUUGGUUUUGUACGCUGAAAAGUAAUUCAAACUAUUGCAUAAGUAUUCAUAAUUUUUUGCUAAAUUUCUGUAUAUUUACCCAUAAGUCUGAUAUUUAUGGGUGGGUUCAUUACUGCCCCCUCUUGUCCAUUAGAUGGAAACGCAUGCUGACUAUAAUGCAGGUUUAAAUUCCUUUGUGCAGGACCUUUAUUACCAUUCAAACUACUCAUCAGUUCAUUGCCAGAUUUAAUAUUUGUACUCCAGCUCGAUGAUUACUCAGCAGUAAUGGACCUGCAGUGACCAUUUCUGCUCAUGUGUGGAUUUGAACUGCUGUUGCAGGUGUAAAGUACAACAAGCAAGCCUGACUUGUGUUUCGGAAUUACAUUAAGUAUUAGGGACUUGCUCUGUGUAAUAAGCAAUAGAAAAGCCUAAAAGUGCCACAGAAACAUUUGAAUGUGAACCUUGUCAUUUAUGAGACAUUGCAAUCGUGCUCUUACUUAUAGGUUAUCAGCUAGGGCCACAUUGGCUAUGCAAUGUUGAAUAUGUUCUAGUAUUCCUAAAUAGAUAGCAGUGCUUUUUGUGUUUAGGUAAUGAAUGUCCAAAGCAAAAGUCAAACUGAUAAUGAACUUCAUUGUUGCAGUGUGCUUUUACAUAAAAAUGUGUGUUUAUAAUUUUGUAUUUCACUACAAAAACAUUCGUAUUAUCUACACGUGUUUCAAUUCAGUGUUUCUAUACAUAUACAGUACAUGUGAAUAUAUGAAAUAAAAGUGUUCAUUAAAAA